GUCUGUGAUUUCAUCUCAGAAGGCAGAUUUGACGUACCUUCCCGAGUAUUUAUUUGUGGUGAUGCGAAAGGCAUGUCAAAAGGAGUGUGGCAAUGUUUCCAUGACAUGAUAAAGGAAGUAAUGGGAAAGUCUGAUGCAGAAGCAAAAGCUUACAUGACGGACCUGCAUAAAGCUGAUCGCUAUGUGGAAGACGUGUGGUCGUAA
Molecule: messenger RNA, 204 nt
Organism: Strongylus vulgaris
Lineage: Eukaryota; Metazoa; Nematoda; Chromadorea; Rhabditida; Strongylidae
Source: the annotation of a GenBank genome assembly